UCCCAUCCAAAGCAAAUCGAGAGCCCAAACGCGAAUCGUCACUCUUCCCCUCCUCUCCUGCUCGCUAACGUCACCGACGCUCGCCGCCGACCCAUGGAGCCCGCGGAGACGUCGCGCGGCACCAAGCGCCCGCUCGCCGCCGGCGAUGACGACGACGCCGGCCGGGAGCGGAAGCCGCGGUACCCCAAGGGGAAGAAGGCCAAGUACCGGGACCCCGGUGUGGAGGGAGGCGUUGCCGCCGCCGCCGUGGACAUCGACAGCAUGUUGAACCCGGAGCUCGCGGCGGAGCGGCGCGCGCGGCAGCGCCACAGCCACCAGAGGGACGACGUGCAGAGCGGCGCUGCCGACAUCAAGGGCUUCGAAGUCCGCUACGACGAUGGUGUUAACUUUGUUGAUGAUGGUAUUCGGAUAGAACCUUUUAACCUGGAGCGGGAGAGGGAAGAAGGUUAUUUCGAUGAGAAUGGGAAUUUCGUGGAGUACGCAAGAGGCAAUGAGAUUAAGGAUGCCUGGUUGGAUAGUGUGGAAGUUGACCCAAAGUAUGCUGCAAAUGUUCCGAACAAAGUCAAAGAAAAAGUAGAGGAGUUUGAAGAUCUUUCAUCUGAUGAUAUUGGAAGGAUAAAAAGGCAGAUAGCAAACAUGCUUGAACCGGGUGAAACAAUAAUACAAGCUUUGAAAAGGUUGAAGAAUACAUCCACAGAUAAACGUGGAAAGAUGACUGAGGGGGCUAAGCGAAUAUUUGAUGAGUUGACAGAAGCUGCCAUGAAGCUAAUGGAGAACGGCGAAUACAAUGUUUAUUCAGAUGAUCGCGAGACGUUCGAACGUGAGGCUGCGGGGUAUGAACGUCUGGCGUGCGCUCGACUUGGUUUGCCAGAAGUUGAAGAAGAUAUCUAUGCUGACACUGCAGAAGAUAACCAGACAACCUCGUCCUUACUUGAAAUGGGCACUGGUCCUUCAGCUGCCAAUACAUCUACUACCACUGCUGCAUUUAAUGAUGAUGACAAUAACUUUGACAUGUUUGGUGAUGAUGACAAUGAGGAUGUCAAUCGUAGUUCUGAUGCCAAUAGUGUAGAUUCAGGUUUGAAUCCUGGGCCAGUCCCUCAAGAUGCUUCAGGAACCUCAGGUGCAGACAAAGCUAACAAUGGAAGUGUGGACUCGGAUUAUAUCUAUGAUCCAUCUUCAGGUUACUACUAUAGCAGUAGCACAGGCUAUUAUUAUGAUCCAAACUCAGGAUGCUAUUGCUCUGCAUCUACAGGAACCUGGUACAUGUACGACGAACAAACUGGAACAUACAAUGAAAUACAGGAUGAACAAGCUGGCACGCAGAAAGAACUGGGAGACGCCAUCAAGGAGUAGCCGAGUCAUAACUGUUCGCUCUCAUUUACCGGAGCGAGGUAGUUCACACCCCCAGUUACCUUCAAGGCGAGAGGUAGCUUCAGCUUUGGACUGCAACUCAUGGAACAAAGAGAGAGGUCAUACUGUAGGAUGUAAGAUAAGGUGACCCACCCACAGUUGCAUUGUUUACCGCUUGUGACAGCGGCUUGUUUUACAUUUACUCUUGUUUUUUUGUUGUUGUAAAAAUCCGUGGCACGAAGGAAUACAUAGCAACAUCGACCAUUGAUUUACCUUGGA
This is a messenger RNA of Phragmites australis (common reed), 1629 nucleotides long. RefSeq lists its product as uncharacterized. The coding region runs from base 94 to 1353 and encodes 419 amino acids. Lineage: Eukaryota; Viridiplantae; Streptophyta; Magnoliopsida; Poales; Poaceae. The record is from RefSeq and is a predicted model, not a curated record. The transcript has 10 exons. Gene Ontology annotation, cellular component: U5 snRNP.